This is a messenger RNA of Suricata suricatta (meerkat), 4187 nucleotides long. RefSeq names its product ADP ribosylation factor like GTPase 10 (gene ARL10). Gene Ontology annotation, molecular function: GTP binding; GTPase activity. The transcript has 4 exons. Lineage: Eukaryota; Metazoa; Chordata; Mammalia; Carnivora; Herpestidae. The coding region runs from base 93 to 827 and encodes 244 amino acids. The record is from RefSeq and is a predicted model, not a curated record.
GGGCGCGGCCGCUGCAGUCGCAGUGAGGCCAUCUUCCGCUGGCCGGCUGGUUCGGCCUGUGCAGCCCGCACCCGCGCCCCUCGCCCGGCCCGAUGGCUCCGCGGCCGCUGAGUCCCUUGGUGCUGGCGCUGGGCGGCGCCGCGGCCGUGCUGGGCUCAGUACUCUUCAUCCUCUGGAAGACCUACUUCGGGGGCGGACGGGAGCGGCGCUGGGACCCGGGCGAGGCCUGGUGUGGCGCGGAGCCUGCCCGCCUUCCUGAGUGGGACGAGUGGGAGCCUGAAGAGGAGGAGGACGAAGAGCCAGCGCUAGAGGAGUUGGAGCAGCGUGAGGUUCUGGUGCUGGGGCUGGAUGGCUCAGGGAAGAGCACGUUCCUGCGCUUGCUGGCUGGGAAGCCACCGCUGGAAGGGCACAUCCCCACCUGGGGCUUCAACUCUGUGCGGCUGCCCACCAGGAACUUCAAGGUGGACCUGCUAGAGAUCGGUGGCAGUCAGAACCUACGCUUCUACUGGAAGGAGUUUGUGAAUGAAGUAGAUGUGCUGGUGUUCAUGGUGGACUCGGCUGACCGCAUGCGGCUGCCUUGGGCCCGGCAGGAACUGCACAAGCUGCUAAACAAGGACCCUGACCUGCCUGUCGUCGUGGUGGCUAACAAGCAGGACCUGAGUGAGGCCUUGAGCAUGGUGGAGCUGCAGCAGGAGCUGGGACUGCACGUUUUCGAUGGCCAGCGGGAGAUGUUCCUCUUGGCAGCCAGCAUCGCCCCUGCAGGACCUGGCUUUGAAGACCCUGGCACCGUGCAUAUCUGGAAACUGCUCUUGGAGCUUCUCUCCUAGGCUGGCCCCCACACCUGCUCACCCACCCAACCCUGGAGAUCCCUAUUCUGCCAUUCCUACCUAUCUACUGCCAGCCUAGGUCUGAGGCAGGAGCCGUGUGACAACUCUUCCCUUCUCCCAUUCUCCAGAGCAGGGCCUGAGCAAGGCCAAGAACCACACAGAGGCCUUCCUGGUGAGGUGGCCGUGAGGCUGAAGAAGGGAGGCAGGUGGGGCAGAAAGUGGAAGAGCAUAGUAUCUGGCUCACUCCAGGCUGGAAGCAGAUCCACCUUUCACCAGUGAAGGCCUGCACCCUCCUUCUCUGACCUGUACAGUGAGGUGUUUAGCGGGCUCAGUUCUCGCCACUGCAGGUUGCGGUGACUGAGAACCAGUACAGUGUCAGAAGUGCUCCCAGUCUAAACCAUUCCCUCCUGGUGACUUCACACCCCUCUCAUGCAGGCAGGUUCUGGGCAGUACACAGUGAGCCUUGGCUCCAAGGCCCACAAUGUCCUGCAGCCCCAGAUGUGCCCAGCUGGGUCAUGGUCUUGUGCUAUCUCUGUCCUGGGGCUAUCGCUUUUAAAGAGAGGUAAUUCCCAUGGUUUUUUCUAACUUGGAAAUACAUUUUCCAGCCAUGAAGGUAAGAAGUGCUAGAAUGAACCUGAAGAUCCUAGCAACCUCUCUGAAACCUCCUGCUUCUGCAAGCCAACGCCUGCCCACCAGACUACAGGAUCAAGCGGUAUUCACCCCGAUCAUAAAAACUAAAGGCUUUUUCCGCCCUAAUCUGGACACAAAAGCUGCUGCUCUUGUACUAACUGUGCCAAUGUCCAUGUUUACAGAAGUCUGGGGAAGGAGUCCAUGUCCCUGGGGAGAUAGCUGUUAACUGGAGCUGGGUGUUGGCCUCAGAACUGUGUUUUAAUUAUUUAUUUAUUUAUAAAAGGAACAGGCCAAAGUUUUAGGUUCUGUUUCUAGGUGACUGUCAUGGAAAAUUUGUGUCUUUGAGGAAAAUAGCUGCAAUUGUGAGGCAAUGUGAUAACCUCCACCUGUCAGUGGAGACAAAGCUCUAGCUUCCCUCACCCCCACUACCAUCAUUUAUAGCUGUGUUCAGUAUCAUACUUCACAUUAAUCCACACGAACUUAAACUCCACCAACUUGGCCCAGUGUGUCCAAAGGACACAUCCCCUUCUGGGUAGAUGGUGACUCUAGGAGAGGAAAUUUCAAACAUGUAAAUCCAGGUAAAAAGAAAUGAGAAUUAGCAGAUCAGCCAAUGGGGGGCUUUGAGUACCUCACUCAGCCUUCCUGGACCUGCUGAUUCCCCAACUAAAGCAAAGUUGGACAGAAUUUCUGGCUUUUCUCCAGUGCACACUACAGGAUUCUCCUGUCUCCAGUGAUCAGAGUUUGUCCAUAUAUUGGCGCUUCUCUUUCGUGCAGGCAAAAGGAGCCUUUUGUCUGUCAGGGGCCACUGAGUAAUCAAUCAGUAGCCACAAAUGAGCUUUUUAUUUUUUAGAGGCGAUACCUAACUCCAUUUGCCUUUUAAUUGAGAAUACAGAUUAUGUGCCUUCAUUUCAUUUGACACUUACUCAGUGUGCUUCAGUUCCACGCUGUGGCCUAUGUGAGAAGAGGCACCAGGAGGGAAGGUGGGGACGGAAGCUCCCCAAGUCCAGAAGUGUGAUUAUUGGCCUGCUGUGCUCUUGGGCUGUGGGUAUAGCAACAGAAUCACUGUUAUUUGAAAUCCUGACUAACUUUCUACAGAAGAAAGAAGAGAUUUGUCUUUUAUUUAAAAUACUUAAGGAAUGACUUAGCUUUUAGAAUACGCUUUGAAACUUUGCCGACAAGUUUUCAUUUUGACACUGAAAGAUUCUAACACUUCACUUCUCCAUUCUUUGAACUCUUUUUUUCCCAGUGCUUGACAUUUACCUUUGGAACCAGCAGCAGUGUUGUAGGGGACCCUUUUCUAAUUAAGAUCUGCUUUUGGUCUAAAGAGUAUCAUUAUGUAAUACAAUUUUCAAAGUCUCCAGUGAGUGCAGUGAACUUGAAUAAACAGUUUAACUGUAUCUACUUGAGCAACUUUUGAAGACCACUCACAGAAUUGACAGGUCCCAGUGGUACACCAGAAAUCACACCACUGAGGGGUGCUGAAGGUCCAAGUUCUCUUGGCCUAUGGGUGUGCCUCAUCACAUUUGUGCCUGACAGCUGUGCUCUGGCUGGGUUGUUGGCCUAUCCUCCAAGCAGAGUGCCAACACUGCUUAUCUGCUCUGGGUUCUACCAGGAUUAGACCAGGUGAAGUAGAUGAAUGGGUCUCUCUUAUGAACAGCUAUGCAGCUGGCCUGUGGUAUUCUUACCCAGUUGCUCUUCAAUGUGACUUUCUGAUUCACAAGCCCAGAUCACCUGCUCCUGGGACCCAGCCAUUAUCUGGAGUUCAUCUCAAAGUUUUCUGAGCUAGCCUGGGUUACACUGUCCCCCACCCCCACUGCCCAACACUACAGCUUCCAACCUACCUGAACAGGAGUUAGAGGUCAAAUGUCUGCAGCUCUCCUAGCAAAGGCAGCUGGAAGGAAGGCUCUGGAUCUGAGAGAACAGAUGGGCACUCCACAUCAAAGGAAAUCCUCUGCUUCUGCUUGCCUGUUGAACCUAGGCUUGAUCAUUCACCCUGGCUUUGAAGGCUUCUGUUCUAAAGAUUUACUUAAUGCAAUGUGGCUUCUGGUUUUCCAUUCUUUGACCUGCUGCCAACCCUCUGAGAGGCCAACUUGGCCCAAAACUUGGUCAUGUGGAUGGUUUGAGCAAAAUUAGGUUCUCAGGACUACUGAGAUCACCACCUUGGACUGGCUGCCUAUCCAAGAAGCCUCCUCUUGGUGCCCGGAUGCGGGUCGUAAGCUUGCGCUGACACACUGGCAUCCAGCUGAAAGGAAGGGGGUGGGGUGGUGAAAUCAGUUCAUCACAGCCCUCCUAAUUCCCCGGAGACGUGUGAAAAUCUGAGGACUCUUGCCUGUCUGCCUGAAUGAAACACUAGAUUCUCCAAAAAAUGUUUCCACUUGUCUUUAGAAAACAUUUUGUUCUUAUGCUAGUUUAGUAGCAAUUGCCAGCACUUUGAACUAGCUGCUGAAACUCACCUGUGGUACUUAUCCUGGUGCAUCUGUCCACACCUCAGACCUGGAAGAGUCUGAGCAGUCUGCCUGUCUCAUUUGUUGGCUCACACAUCCUCCAAGUCCUUUCUAGUAGUUAUGAAAAGAACCUCCACCUUUUCCUCCCAUCAAAGAUCUGGAAGUAAAGCGGCCUUGCUGUCCCAGCCCAAGCCCUGUGAACCCAAACCUGUAGGGUUACCAAGAACAAUCUGCAUUAAAGCGCGCCGGCAGCAGUUUGAGCCACACAAUAAAUGCCAAAAACUCA